Momordica charantia (bitter melon) is the source of this 2812-nucleotide messenger RNA. Its product is annotated as fimbrin-1. Gene Ontology annotation, cellular component: actin filament; actin filament bundle; cytoplasm. Lineage: Eukaryota; Viridiplantae; Streptophyta; Magnoliopsida; Cucurbitales; Cucurbitaceae. The record is from RefSeq and is a predicted model, not a curated record. Gene Ontology annotation, biological process: actin filament network formation; actin filament bundle assembly. Gene Ontology annotation, molecular function: actin filament binding.
GUAACCCAAAUUUGGUGAGUUGUAAAACAGAAACAGCGAGUUUCCAAACAUACCCAAUUCCCUAUGCCCAUUCUCGAGAGGCGCCAGAAGAUAUCGUCAAUCCUGUGUUCAGGAAUGGGUUCUUCGCGCCUCCAAAUGACUCCCUUUCAUUCCUGAUUCCUCUCCCACCAAGGAAUUUUGAUCCCUUCUCUCUCUCUCUCUUCUAGUUGAAACUUUUCUUGGUACGUCAAAAGUAUUCCCCCCACAACCAUUUUCACUACCAAUUUUGGUCCUUCCUCGGGUUGUUAGUCUCCACAUUUAAGAUCUGUGGAGAUGUCAAGCUUUGAAGGUGUUUUAGUUUCUGACCAAUGGCUACAUAGUCAGUUCACUCAAGUUCAGCUUCGAAGCCUCAAAUCAAGAUUUACAUCAGCAAAGAAUCAUAAUGGCAAACUGACAACCCGAGAUUUGCCGCAUAUAAUGGUGAAAUUAAAGGCGUUCAAGGAAUUGCACAGCGAAGAGGAGAUCAUGGGAAUCUUGAGCGAGUCAGAUCCUCAGUUGAGCAAUGAGAUUGAUUUUGAAUCCUUUCUCAGGGCAUAUUUAGAUGUGCAUGGCCGAUCAGCAGAAAAAGUGGGUGGUGCAAACAACUCUUCAUCAUUUCUCAAGGCCAGCACAACCACCCUUCUUCAUACAAUCAGUGAAUCUGAAAAAUCACUCUAUGUCGCUCACAUCAAUGGCUUUCUUCGAGAUGAUCCAUUUCUAAAGAACUAUCUCCCAUUAGACCCAAAUUCAAAUGAUUUGUUUGAUCUCGCAAAAGACGGAGUUCUUCUCUGUAAACUUAUCAAUGUUGCUGUACCUGGGACGAUAGACGAACGAACUAUCAAUAUGAAAAGAGUUCUCAACCCAUGGGAAAGGAAUGAAAACCAUACUCUUUGCCUCAACUCUGCCAAAGCCAUUGGCUGCACAGUGGUUAAUAUUGGUGAACAGGACUUGGUAGAAGGAAGACCGCAUCUGAUCUUGGGAUUGAUUUCGCAACUUAUAAAGAUCCAACUAUUGGCUGAUCUUAACCUGAGGAAGACACCCCAACUUUUGGAAUUGAUUCAGGAUGGCGGGGAUAUCGAGGAGCUUAUGAAUUUACCUCCAGAGAAGAUUCUGUUAAAAUGGAUGAAUUUCCACCUUCAGAAAGCAGGAUACAAGAAAACUGUUUCAAAUUUCUCAUCUGAUCUGAAGGAUGGAGAGGCUUAUGCUUACCUGCUAAAUGUUCUUGCCCCUGAAUUCUGUAAUCCAUCCACAUUGGCUACUAAGGAUCGUAAUGAAAGGGCGAAACUUGUACUUGAUCAUGCCGAACGAAUGGAUUGCAAACGAUACUUGACUCCAAAAGAUAUUGUCGAGGGUUCAUCCAAUUUGAAUCUUGCUUUUAUGGCACAAAUAUUUCACCAACGGAGUGGUUUAUCAAUAGAUGGAAAGAAGGUAUCAUAUGCGGAGAUGAUGACGGAUGAUGUGCUAACUUGUAGAGAAGAAAGAUGCUUUCGGCUCUGGAUUAACAGUCUUGGGAUUGCUUCUUUUGUUAACAAUGUAUUUGAGGAUGUCAGAAAUGGAUGGGUACUUUUAGAAGUGGUCGACAAAGUUUCUCCAGGGUCAGUUAACUGGAAGCAUGCAUCGAAACCUCCUAUCAAGAUGCCUUUUAAAAAAGUUGAAAAUUGCAAUCAAGUGGUUCGGAUUGGGAAGCAGCUGAAAUUUUCAUUGGUUAAUGUGGCUGGAAAUGAUAUUGUACAAGGAAACAAGAAGCUCAUCCUUGCUUUCCUGUGGCAGUUAAUGAGGUUCAAUAUUCUUCAACUUUUAAAGAAUCUAAGAUCUUUCUCCCACGGAAAAGAGAUGACAGAUGGCGACAUCCUAAAGUGGGCAAACUCCAAAGUGAAGGGCACUGGAAGAUCUUCUCAAAUCGACAGUUUUCGGGAUAAGAGUUUGUCCAAUGGAAUAUUCUUCCUUGAUCUUCUGAGUGCUGUGGAGCCUAGAGUGGUGAACUGGAACCUUGUUACCAAGGGUGAAACUGACGACGAAAAGAGGUUAAAUGCUACAUAUAUUAUCAGCGUUGCACGAAAGUUGGGGUGCUCCAUUUUCUUGUUACCUGAUGACAUAAUAGAGGUGAAUCCAAAAAUGAUCCUGACAUUAACUGCCAGCAUUAUGUACUGGAGCCUCCAGCAGCCUGUUGAAGAACUGGAUGCCUCUCCUUCUCCUGCCACAGCAAGUACAAUCACGGAUAGGUCGACGACAUCAUCCAUCAAUGGUGAAGACGAGAGCUCCUCCCUCUGCGGGGAAGUUUUGAACUUGAGUAUAGACGACACUGCCUCUGAUACUACAGUCUCGUCUGUGGUCGAGAAUGAAAGGGACCUCAACCUCAUGUGAGGCCGAGACGAGAUGAGUUGAGUCAUUCAUUCGACUUGGAAAGAAGAAAGGUGAAAGUGGUGGUUACAUCAGCAUCUGGGCUCGAGUCGAAGCUGCAAAUGCAUACAUAUAAAACACAAGCUUCUGAUGAAGAAAGAAAGAAUAAAAAGAGAAGAAGAGAAGAGAAGAGACGAGAAGGUUUUCAAUGGUAAAUCAGGAAGUUUUAUAUAUCCUUCCAAAGGGAGAAAGUGGAGGAGGGGAUGGGGAUGAAAUAAAAUGGGUUAAAUCCCAAAUUUUCUUCAACAGUUUGUUAUAUUGUAGAUAAUAGAAAAGUUGGUUUUCAGCAAGUAAAGUAAUGUUGAUAUAAAUUACCUCCUCUUUCUGGGAACAACAGCAUUUCUAAACUGCUGAAAACUAUUUUCUUUUAUUCUACAACAUUCAAUUACCCUUA